AUGAGGAUGGACGCCGGCGAGGGUGCGCCCCCGGCGGGGGCGGGUGGCCGCGCCGCGGGCGGCUGGGGCAAGUGGGUGCGGCUGAACGUGGGGGGCACGGUGUUCCUGACCACCCGGCAGACGCUGUGCCGGGAGCAGAAGUCCUUCCUCAGCCGCCUGUGCCAGGGGGAAGAGCUGCAGUCGGACCGGGAUGAAACCGGGGCCUACCUCAUUGACCGCGACCCCACCUACUUCGGGCCCAUCCUGAACUUCCUCCGGCAUGGCAAGCUGGUGCUGGACAAGGACAUGGCUGAGGAGGGGGUCCUGGAGGAAGCUGAGUUCUACAACAUCGGCCCACUGAUCCGCAUCAUCAAGGACCGGAUGGAGGAGAAAGACUACACCAUCACACAGGUCCCGCCAAAGCAUGUGUACCGUGUGCUGCAAUGCCAGGAGGAGGAGCUCACACAGAUGGUCUCCACCAUGUCCGAUGGCUGGCGCUUUGAGCAGCUGGUGAACAUCGGGUCCUCCUACAACUACGGCAGCGAGGACCAGGCCGAGUUUCUGUGUGUGGUGUCCAAGGAGCUUUACAGCUCCCCACAUGGGCUGAGCUCCGAGUCCAGCCGCAAAACCAAGAGCACGGAGGAGCAGCUGGAGGAGGAGCAGCAGCAGGAGGAGGAGGUGGAGGAGGUGGAGGUGGAGGAGGUGGAGGUGGAGGCAGAUACGCAGGAGAAAGCCCAGUCAUCUCAGGAUCCUGCUAACCUUUUCUCCCUCCCACCACCACCGCCUCCUCCUCCUCCGCUUCCCGCUGGAGGUCCCCGUCUGCACCCUCUCAGACCUGAGACCGAGCUGGCAGUGAGGGCUUCUCCUCGGCCCCUCGCCCGCCCCCAGAGCUGCCAUCCCUGCUGUUACAAGCCAGAGUUACCCGGAUGUGAGGCCUCAGAUCACCUCCAGGGACUUGGGGUUCCGAUCUGAAAUCCUUUAUUUUUGUACUGUGGGGCGGGCCACCAGCCCAAGGUGGAGGCAGCGCUCUCCCUCCUGCCACUUCUGUCCCCCCCUGUGGGGCUGUGAGCUACCCCUGCCUCCGGGGGGCAGGAUGGGGGUCCACUGGCACCUCUCAAGCCCAGAGGUGGACCCUGGGACCCCUGGGCAGAGCCACCUGCCCACAGCCGAUGCGUGGCACUGCCUAGCGGUGCUCCCCAGGCCCUCCUGCCCCUGCCCCGGGCUUCCCUGCUGCAUGGCAGAAACCUCCCCUGUCCAGUGGCAUGGGCUCCCUGAGCCUUUGUCUCCCACCCACCUACCUCACAGGGUUGUUGUGAGGGUGCAAAGAGGAGCAAGGGAAGCCCUUGGGGUGUGUGGGAAAUGUGAGCACAGCUGGCCCUCCCUCCCCCUUCCCUUGGAGCGGGGAGGGACCUGGCGGAACCCCCAAGCAGGACACCGUUUGCAAAAGGAAGUUCAGGUGUAGGGGCCCCGUCUGAAGGAGGGCUUGGGUGACCCGGCCUUCACCAUGGCUGCCCCCCACCCAUCCUCACGGCUAGCAGAGCACCGUGGCCGUGGGUCAGCAGGGCCAGUGGAGCGACUCAGGAAUUCACAAUGAGGGACAGGGGUUCACUCCUGCCCAAGGGAAAGUCUGGGGGUGGGGGGCGGUGUCAGGGGCUGAGUGAAGGGCCCCUCCUGUGUUUCUGACUUCCCAGGAUGGGUUCCUGUUUCUCAGCUGCGUCCCACUCCACUGUGUAAUAAACCCUGAAGAAACGGC
Choloepus didactylus (southern two-toed sloth) is the source of this 1732-nucleotide messenger RNA. It is a transcript of the gene KCTD17, whose product is annotated as potassium channel tetramerization domain containing 17. Gene Ontology annotation, biological process: protein homooligomerization; proteasome-mediated ubiquitin-dependent protein catabolic process. Lineage: Eukaryota; Metazoa; Chordata; Mammalia; Pilosa; Megalonychidae. Gene Ontology annotation, molecular function: cullin family protein binding. The coding region runs from base 1 to 951 and encodes 316 amino acids. Gene Ontology annotation, cellular component: cytoplasm; Cul3-RING ubiquitin ligase complex. The transcript has 9 exons. The record is from RefSeq and is a predicted model, not a curated record.